Messenger RNA from Lactuca sativa (garden lettuce), 1353 nucleotides. Its product is annotated as germin-like protein subfamily 3 member 2. NCBI's taxonomy places the organism in Eukaryota, Viridiplantae, Streptophyta, Magnoliopsida, Asterales, Asteraceae. Gene Ontology annotation, molecular function: manganese ion binding. The record is from RefSeq and is a predicted model, not a curated record.
CGUCAAAAUAAGUAAUGACAUGUUUCGUUUAGCUUUGUGUGAUACUUUAUUAAAUUGUAGUCACUUGGAGAGUUGGAGGCAAAUGAAUCAAUGUCAUGAUGCAUGUGGACAGCAUUAUCACCACAUCACUUCACUUCUAAUACAAGUCCCCUCUGCAUCUUCCACUUUUCACUUUUACGCCAUAUUCCACACACAAAAAGCCAUAACCACCACCCAUCCCCCAUCAUGCAUAUCCAUUCUCCACCUUUCCCAUUUACAAUUUACAACAGUACACACAUAAAAUACAUGUAGAACAUAUACUUAAAUAAAACAAAAACAUAAUACAAAGUCACAAAAGAUCUUAAUAUAUACAUGUAAAAAAAAAAAUUCAUCCUUCGGAAGUGUUAAUCAACACCUAAUACCUUUUAAAGAAAGGUGCGAUGGUGUAUUAUUGAAGUUCACUUUCUUAAACCAUCAUACGACUGAUCAAAACCCACCAAUGCAAAUUACCCUAUAAAUUUUCACUCUUUCAUCCAACAUUAUACCCCAUGUCCCCAUGGCUAUAACCAUGUUCCCUAAAAUCACACUUUUCGUCGCUACUUUCAUCUUCUAUUCCACCAUCAACCAACCAUCGUUGGUUUUUGGCUCGGACCCCGAUCCACUUCAAGACUACUGUUUACCCUCGCCUCACACCCACCUCUGCAAAAACUCCUCAUCCAUCACCGUUGACGACUUCGUCUUCUCCGGCAUAAAACAUCCCGGAAACUUCACCAACAAAUUCUCCGGGGUGCCUGUCUCCUCCACCGUGUUCCCGGCGCUUAACACGCUCGGAAUGUCGCUCGUCAGAGCUGACUUUCAGGUCGGUGGGAUUAACGCCCCCCAUUAUCAUCCUCGAGCCACGGAGGUGGCGUAUGUACUUGAAGGGAAGCUUUAUUCUGGAUUCGUCGACACAGGGAACAAAUUGUUUGCGAAGGUGAUUGAGAAAGGAGAGGUGAUGGUUUUCCCUAGGGGAGUGUUGCAUUUUCAGAUGAACAUUGGGGAUUCGCCGGCCACCGUUCUUGGGAGCUUUGACAGCCAGAAUCCAGGGUCGGUGAAGCUUCCGGCUGCCUUGUUUGGAUCCGAUAUUGACUCAGAGUUGUUGGAGAAGGCGUUUGGAUUGAAGAGUAAAGAGAUCUCCAAGUUGAAGAAGAGAUUUGGGAUUAAAAAAGAAGAGUAGGUAUAAGGUAUGAGUUUGAGCAAUGUUUCUUAUUCUUUAAUUACAUUUUUUCUUUAAUAUUUGAAUAAAUAGAAUGGAGGAUUACUGAUGUAAGUUUAAGGAAUGUUAAUUUUGUUAGAAUGUUUCAUAAUAUAGAUUCUUGAUUUAAAUGUCUAAAA